Molecule: messenger RNA, 761 nt
Organism: Colletes gigas
Lineage: Eukaryota; Metazoa; Arthropoda; Insecta; Hymenoptera; Colletidae
Product: protein pangolin, isoforms A/H/I/S-like
Exons: 4
Coding region: 314-688 (124 amino acids)
Biological process (GO): canonical Wnt signaling pathway; regulation of transcription by RNA polymerase II
Cellular component (GO): beta-catenin-TCF complex
Molecular function (GO): RNA polymerase II cis-regulatory region sequence-specific DNA binding; DNA-binding transcription factor activity, RNA polymerase II-specific
Source: RefSeq, a predicted model, not a curated record
GUCUGUUCUGUGCGACAACAGUGAGACAGAAAAGGGCGAGUGUCCGUCGGUGGCGUCGUUUAAAAGUAACGCGCGCGCGUUGUCUCUUUAACCUAGUAUUGGAUCCGACGGAUCGGUCGUUGAAGCUGCCGCUGGUGCGUCGUUGGACGUACGCGGAUAAAUCGCGGCCGGCACGCGAACACCGAGUUUUGAAAUUGCCGCGGUACUCGGAUCGGCCGCCUAACCUCUCGUCAGUCCUGCGGACACACCUCUCGCGUUAAGUCGGUGGACGACAAAGACAGGAACAACGGUGGCCGUCGUUCGGCCAGCAAUAAUGCCGCACGUGAGCAGCAGCGGCGGCGGCGACGAUCUCGGCAGCGAGGACGAGGUCAAGGUUUUCAAGGAUGAGGGCGAGGACGAGAAGAGGUCCUCCGAGAACCUCACCGAGGAGAAAAGUUCCCUCAUCGACCUCACGGAAUCUGAGGAAAAGGUCUCGCUCGCCGGUGGAAGUUACGCGACGACGGGCAAGACGUCGACAAGAUCGGAUCUCAGCCCCGUUUUCGGUAAGGUGGAUCCGACGCCGCAUACCUCGUCGUUCAACAUGGGCUACCUCGUCUCGCCGUACCCCUACCCCAAUGGCGCCGGAGGACCCAUUCCUGUCUCUAUGAUAUCACUUCUGAUACAUCUGGCAACGUAUAACCAUUAUUGAUGGCUACUACCAGCCUCUCACAGCCUCUGCUGGCUUCUGCUGGCCACUGCUGACCACACCUGAUACUUCCGAC